This is a messenger RNA of Acytostelium subglobosum LB1, 1284 nucleotides long. RefSeq lists its product as hypothetical. Gene Ontology annotation, molecular function: sterol binding. The transcript is spliced from 3 exons. Lineage: Eukaryota; Evosea; Eumycetozoa; Acytosteliales; Acytosteliaceae. The coding region runs from base 1 to 1284 and encodes 427 amino acids. Gene Ontology annotation, cellular component: membrane; cytosol; intracellular membrane-bounded organelle. The record is from RefSeq and is a predicted model, not a curated record.
AUGGACACAACAUUAGUUGAUGAAGCCUCAGAUAAUGGAAUUCAAACAUCAUCAUCAUCAAUGGUGAUGGAUAAUGAUCAAGUGAUCAAAAGUGGUGAUGCCGAAGUGUUGGACGAGGAACCAAGAAAUUUGUUGCUCUCAUUGUUGUCAGAGGUCAAGAUUGGAAUGGACUUGUCACGUGUACCACUGCCAACAUUCAUAUUGGAGCCUCGAUCACUGUUGGAGAAAUUCACCGACUUUAUGAUACACUGCGACUUGUUGGCGGGCGUGUCCAAGUUGGCCGACCCCGUCGAGCGCAUCUACAACAUCACACGUUGGUUCGUCUCGUCCUUUGCCUACAAGCCGGCCAAGGGCGUAAAGAAACCCUACAAUCCAAUUCUUGGCGAGAUAUUCAGGUCGCAGUGGACCUACGCUGGCACCACGGCCUACUUGGUAGCCGAGCAGAUCUCACAUCAUCCACCCGUCUCUUGCCUGUACAUAUCUAAUCGCAAGGAUGGCUAUGUGAUCACUGGCAUCAUCAACCCUCGCUCCAAGUUCACUGGCACAUCGCUGGCUGUCAUUGUGGAGGGAUCGAUCACUCUACAUCUACCCGAGCUCAAUGAACAAUACGUCAUCAACUUCCCAAACAUCUAUGCACGUGGCAUCCUCUUUGGUACAUUGCUCACAGAGAUUGCGGGUAACACUCAGAUCACAUGUCAGGCCACCAAUCUAAAGGUGGAGAUGGAUAUCAAGGCCAAGCCAUGGAUCGGUGGGGAGUAUAAUACAAUGACUGGAAAGAUAAAGAGAAAGUCGACAGAUAUAUUGUACACAUUUGGCGGCAAAUGGGAUGAUAAGUUGGACAUCACUAAUGUAAAGACCAAGACAACAGAGGUGUUUUGGCAGUGUAAAUCGGCAAAGAGAACGGCCAGAUACAUCCGUCCACUCGAGGAGCAAGAGAUCAAUGAAUCACAAAGACUUUGGAUCAAUGUGGCCAAGGCAAUCAUACGUAAAGAUCAGAAAGAGGCCACCAGUGAGAAGAUCAAGCUGGAGGAUGCGCAACGACAAUCCGUCAAAGACAGGAAGGAGAAGAAUAUUGAAUGGGAGCCAAAGUAUUUCCACAAGGUUGGUGAUCAAUGGGUCUAUCGUUAUGCAAACUUCACGCCUUAUGAUCCAAGUGAGCCACCAGAGUUGGAGACGAAUGGAAUUAUACAUCUUUCGAACUUGGACUCAAAGGCGACCGCGGAUGUCCUGGCACCUGGCAUUGUACAGUCUGGAAGCAACAUGUCAAUGGUUUGCAGGGAAUGA